Molecule: messenger RNA, 785 nt
Organism: Neoarius graeffei (lesser salmon catfish)
Lineage: Eukaryota; Metazoa; Chordata; Actinopteri; Siluriformes; Ariidae
Gene: bloc1s1
Product: biogenesis of lysosomal organelles complex-1, subunit 1
Exons: 5
Coding region: 123-500 (125 amino acids)
Biological process (GO): endosomal transport
Cellular component (GO): BLOC-1 complex
Source: RefSeq, a predicted model, not a curated record
GUCUGUCACAUGACUUGGGCCCAAAUACCGUCAACAAAUAAUUCAGGUUUUUUUUUUCCCCCUUCGGAAGAUACUGUGCCUUUAAAAAUAUAUAUAACAUUAAUGCAGUAAUUUUUGCAGCAAUGUUAUCGCGGCUGUUAAAGGAACAUCAGGCAAAACAAAACGAAAGGAAAGAACUUCAAGAGAGCGCGACGCGUGAAGCCAUUGCAGCUGCCACCUGUUUAACAGAGGCCUUAGUGGACCAUCUGAAUGUGGGAGUGGCUCAGGCGUAUGUUAAUCAGCGCAAGUUGGACCAUGAGGUGAAGACUCUACAGGUGCAGGCAGCUCAGUUUGCCAAACAGACAUCGCAGUGGAUCAGCAUGGUGGAAAACUUCAACCAGGCAUUAAAGGAAAUUGGUGAUGUGGAGAAUUGGGCACGCAGCAUUGAGAUGGACAUGAGGACUAUCGCCACAGCUCUGGAGUAUGUACACAAAGGCCAGAUUCAGACAGCGACAUCCUAGAAUACCCUUUCAGAGGGACAGCAGAACAAGAAUACAACACUUAAAUAGUAGUGCACACCUUGGAUUACUGCUGCAGGGUUGGAAGAAUGGACUUGCUUAUGAUGAACUGCUAAUUUCCUGACUGAGACUUUCAGCUUCAGCUUAAACCUAGACAUAUUUGCAGAUGAUAUUGCUAAAUGAUGUAUUUUGUCUGGAAAUGUUUUUUUCAUACAAACAACUCCUACCAGGAACAGCUGUGUUUUUAUAAUGCUGAGCUAUAUUAAAAAAUGUUUGCAUUACCUCUCA